Microtus ochrogaster (prairie vole) is the source of this 1307-nucleotide messenger RNA. Its product is annotated as C-type lectin domain family 2 member D11-like. The record is from RefSeq and is a predicted model, not a curated record. Gene Ontology annotation, molecular function: natural killer cell lectin-like receptor binding. The transcript has 5 exons. NCBI's taxonomy places the organism in Eukaryota, Metazoa, Chordata, Mammalia, Rodentia, Cricetidae. Gene Ontology annotation, cellular component: external side of plasma membrane. The coding region runs from base 1 to 639 and encodes 212 amino acids.
AUGAGUGCUGCAGAACCUGCGGAGGCUUUUCUUGGCAUGCUCAGUACCACAGACUACCUGCAGGAAAAAGAGAUUGGUAAAAAGCUCCAAGAAAACAUUUUCAGAAUCGUUUCCCCUGUGUCUCCUGCUGGGCUUUACUGCUGUUAUGCAGUGAUCAUUGUCCUCACUGGAGCUGUGAUUGCACUUUCUGUGGCUCUGUCAUUGUCAGAAAGAAAGCCAGAACAGGUUUCAGUCAAAACUACCUACAAUACAUGCCCAAGAAACUGGACUGGAUUUGGGAGUAAAUGUUUUUAUUUUUCUGAAGACAUAAGCACUUGGACAUUCAGUCAGAACUUCUGCAUGGAACUAAAGGCCCAACUAGCUGGAUUUGACAACAUGGAGGAGCUGAAUUUCCUGAGGAGACACACAGUGAAUUUUGACUACUGGAUUGGCCUGCACAGAGAGUCACCAGAGCACCCUUGGAGGUGGAUGAACGACACUGAAUAUAACAGCUCGGUUCCCAUUCGAGGAGUAGAAAAACAUGCCUACCUGAAGAACAACAAGAUCAGCAGCGCCAGGAUCUAUGCAGAGAAGAGAUGGAUCUGUAGCAAGACCAACAACUGUAUCCUCCAAUGCCAAAUUCCUUGUGCUUCUUUCUAGAUUUUGUUAGGAGAUGUUUUGUAACCUGUAUCAACAGUUGCUGCUCUAUCUGCUAUCUUCCAACACUGUUAUCAAAAGAAACUGAAUAUUUGUUGGCAUCACAACUGAAAAUCAUCUUGGAGAAUGGCACAUACAUGGGAUUAGAACAGCAUUGAUGCUUCUAAAAUGGGUGUUGGCACUCAUGACUCAAGUCUCAGUACAAUUCAUUUAUUAUUUUAAUAUAUACUUGUAUUUAUUUUUUAUGAAUUUUUUAUUUUUAUGUAAUUUAUUUUAUUUAAUUUUUAUGUAAUUUUAUGAUAUGAAGUUUUGGUGCAGACCGUCUUCCUUAUGAGACUGUUGGACCAUGAACAUGAGUUCUCCAAUGUUCACUUACCCUUGCACUUUAAUAAUGAAAAGAGGCAGGCAGUGGUGGUAGUGGCUGCAAGGCCAUUUAAUCCCAGGGGCUUUUAGACUUUCUUUUCUCACUUUUUUGUCCAGAUACUGUGUGUUAUGGUUCUUAAAAGCAUUGGUGUGAUUACCUGAGGGGCUGGCCACAAGGAGUAGCAGGUCUUACCACCCAAGGCCUAGGAGGGUUCCAGGCUGCUGGGAGACCAUUGUAGGUGACAGACAGAUAUGUCAUUCAGAUAGAGUUUGAGCAUAGACUUUAUUUAGUGAGUUAUGGAAGGAAA